Molecule: messenger RNA, 245 nt
Organism: Didymodactylos carnosus
Lineage: Eukaryota; Metazoa; Rotifera; Eurotatoria; Philodinida; Philodinidae
Source: the annotation of a GenBank genome assembly
AAACACGUCCAGAAUUACCAGAAGCUGUAUGUACACAAGCUGCUAUCUUACCAUCAUCAGGUGAAAUACGUUGGGUUCACUCUGGUUUAGAUUUGAAUGCUGACUGGGUUAUUGAAUGUGGUGAUAUUACUGCAUAUAAAUUGCAAUCGUUUGGUGGUGGAUGGAGUGAUUGGUAUGUACUCGGCGUAAAUGAUGGUAAUGGUUUAAGACGAAACGCACACAUACCUACAUUAUUUGUAAAUUAA